This is a messenger RNA of Centruroides sculpturatus (bark scorpion), 1513 nucleotides long. Its product is annotated as synaptotagmin-12-like. Lineage: Eukaryota; Metazoa; Arthropoda; Arachnida; Scorpiones; Buthidae. Gene Ontology annotation, cellular component: membrane. The record is from RefSeq and is a predicted model, not a curated record. Gene Ontology annotation, biological process: regulation of calcium ion-dependent exocytosis; calcium-ion regulated exocytosis; regulation of dopamine secretion. The transcript has 9 exons. The coding region runs from base 176 to 1471 and encodes 431 amino acids. Gene Ontology annotation, molecular function: calcium-dependent phospholipid binding; clathrin binding; calcium ion binding.
UCGCGAGGGCGCGCCGAUCGAUGGCCGAAUCGUGGUGUUGCUGGACAGAGGAACAACGCUCUCGUACUUUACACACAAGAACCUCAGUGAAGAGAUGCUUCCAUUAACUUCACCCUUAACACAGCAGCAUCCUCGUCUUACUACUGUACAAGCGUAAAGUCGAUAACAAUUCGACAUGCAGGACUGGGCCGUGGCUGCCACGCUGCUGGCCGUCAGCAUCGUGAUAACCGCCGUGUUGAUCGCUCUAUGUCGUCAUCUGGGAGGUCGGCCGUGGAUCGUGGCCUGGUUGACAGGUGACAAAGAAGAGAAAGCGCAGUUGGCGAAGAGCGAUCAGAAUUCUCUGAACGGAUAUGUGGUCAACUCGGGGUGCACAGUUUCGUUAGAUGGUCACGAUCAUUAUAGAAACGAGAUCUCCAACACGCCUCCCAAACAGGAGACGCCAUUAUCUACUACCCAAACGACAGUUACACCACUAACGAGACAAUGGUCGUGGGAUAACGAGAAGGUGAGAGAUACUCCAAGCAUGGACAGAAGAUUCAGCCUUGACCUCGAUCUGCAAGACUUGCUAGGCGAUGGUUACCCUUCUCGACUCAGAAGAGCCAUGUCUUGCGAUAGCGUCAGUUCUGACACGUCAGUGGUUCUGGAUGCGCUUGAUUCUCCCGAACAUUUUGGAGAACUGGAGGUGGUUCUCCAAUACAGUGAAAGUGAAGAAUUAUUGGUUAACGUUCGACAAGCGAAAGAACUCGUUGUUCCAGACCCUAAUCUACCAGUCAACAGUUACGUUCGAGUAUGUUUGAUGCCUAAUCAAUCCGUCAGCAUGCAAACACGGGUGCAGAUAAAUACUCGUAAUCCUGUAUAUAAUGAAAAAUUUCUGUUUGGUGUGAAAGAAGGAGAGUUGCAUAACCAUUCUGUAGUUUUUUAUGUAUACAUCUGCGAUAAAUAUUCCAAUACUUUGCUGGGAGAGUGUGAGAUAAAGUUGGUGGAUCACCAUGAAAUUGGCUUCCGACAGCCGUACAGUGCAAGGCUAACCAUUGUCGACUCAAAUCAGGUAAAUGCCUUGGGAGAUCUCAUGUUCUCACUUAGUUACUUACCUACAGCAGAACGUUUAACAGUUGUGAUUGUAAAAGCUAGAAAUGUUCAAUGGACUGAAAAUAACAGACAUAAAGAGAUGUUUAUCAAAGUGUACCUGCUACAGAAUGAAAAGAAGAUAAGUAAGAAGAAGACAUCUUUGAAAAAGGAUGAUGAUAACCCAGUUUUCAACGAGGCCAUGAUAUUUUCUGUUCCCUCUUCUGAAUUACAGAAUAUCCAGUUACGUCUAUCCGUAGUGGAACACUUUGGCCAGGGCAAGUCGGCUUCCAUCGGUCACAUAUUUGUGGGAUCGCAAUGUACGGGCAAGUCACUGAUGCACUGGAACCAGAUGAUGUCCUCCCUUCGAAAGCCAGUAGCACUCUGGCAUCCCAUUAGAAAGUGAAAAAAAAAAAAAAACCUGUCUCAAGAACUCUACAUUAAAAAA